AAAUCUCUUCUUCUUUCACUCCAGACACUGCCUGCUCGCCGAGGCCGCCGCGUCGCUCCCCGCCGCCUUCCAGAAGUACUGGGAGAGCGGAGAGAGCCGGGCGCCACGUCUGAGAGGCCGUCUUUACUGAAGGAGGGUCUGCAGCCCACCCUUGGCACUGCUUGGUGGGGACUGAGAUACCCAGCUUGGCCCGCCUCCUUGGCUGGAUGAUUUCUCCCUCCCUCACGUGAUUUGAGCCCCGUUUUUAUUUUCUCUAAGCCACGUCUUCUCCAACUGGGUACAAAAAGGCAAACGGAGCGAUGCGCCUCGCCUGGACCGCGUUCCUGUUCGGCCCGCUGCAGCUCUUCGCGCUCCUUCGCUGCCCCUCGCCGGCCGCCGGCCAGCAGCAGCCCCCGCGCGAGCCGCCGGCAGCCCCGGGCGCCUGGCGGCAGAGGAUCCAAUGGGAGAACAACGGGCAGGUGUUCAGCCUACUGAGCCUGGGCUCGCAGUACCAGCCGCAGCGGCGCAGGGACCCGGGCGCCGUCGGCCCGCAGCCGCGCACGCAUGUCCUGCUGCUCCGGAACAACCGCACAGCGGCGGCGCGGGCGCGGGCAAGCGGCUCGACGGGAACCACCGCUGACCGCCCCAGGCCCGCCGCCCGCCACUGGUUCCAAGCUGGCUACUCGUCGUCCGGACUCAGCGGCGCUGGCGGCUCGGGCGCCGGCAACCGGACUGCGCCAGGAGAGCGCCCGACGCUCAGUAACCUGCAGCCGCCCAGCCGGGUGGACGGCAUGGUGGGCGACGACCCAUACAAUCCCUACAAGUAUACCGACGACAACCCCUAUUACAACUACUACGACACGUACGAGAGGCCACGGGCUGGGGGCAGGUACCGGCCCGGAUACGGCACCGGCUACUUCCAAUACGGUCUGCCGGACCUGGUGCCUGACCCCUACUACAUCCAGGCGUCCACUUACGUUCAGAAGAUGGCCAUGUACAACCUGAGAUGCGCCGCCGAGGAAAACUGCCUGGCCAGUUCAGCAUAUAGGGCAGAUGUCAGAGAUUAUGAUCACAGGGUGCUGCUAAGAUUUCCCCAAAGAGUGAAAAACCAGGGGACAUCAGAUUUCUUACCAAGCCGACCAAGAUAUUCCUGGGAAUGGCAUAGCUGUCACCAACAUUAUCACAGCAUGGAUGAGUUCAGCCACUAUGACCUGCUUGAUGCCAGCACCCAGAGGAGAGUGGCUGAAGGCCACAAAGCAAGCUUCUGUCUAGAGGACACAUCCUGCGACUAUGGCUACCACAGGCGAUUUGCCUGUACUGCACACACACAGGGGUUGAGUCCUGGCUGUUACGAUACCUAUAAUGCAGACAUAGACUGCCAAUGGAUUGAUAUUACGGAUGUAAAACCAGGAAACUACAUUCUGAAGGUCAGUGUGAACCCCAGCUACCUGGUACCUGAGUCGGACUAUUCCAACAAUGUUGUGCGCUGUGAAGUUCGCUACACAGGGCAUCAUGCAUAUGCCUCAGGCUGCACAAUUUCACCGUAUUAGAAAGCAAGCCAAAACUCCCAGUGGAUGAAUCAGUGCCUGGUGUUCUGAAGUGGGAAAAAAUAAAUUAACUUCAGUAGGAUUUAUGUAUUUGGGAAAAGAGCAGAAAACAACAAAGGGCUUUUUGUUUGGACAGUUUUAUAACAAAGCAUAUAACUGGAUUCUGAACAUUUAAAUCGGCAUUAUUUGGGAAAUUUUUAAUACUUAUUAUUCAUAUAACUUUGUGAAUUAACAUAAUGUUUCAAUUCUGUAGUGGCAUACUUGGCUUUUUGAAAGAAAUUCCUAUCUCUUCUGCUUCUUUUCAAAUUAUAGUGCAAAAGAGAAAAUAUUUCAUUGAACAAGCCAAAAUUAUUUGA
Molecule: messenger RNA, 1882 nt
Organism: Trichechus manatus latirostris (Florida manatee)
Lineage: Eukaryota; Metazoa; Chordata; Mammalia; Sirenia; Trichechidae
Gene: LOX
Product: lysyl oxidase
Exons: 7
Coding region: 300-1529 (409 amino acids)
Biological process (GO): peptidyl-lysine oxidation; collagen fibril organization
Molecular function (GO): copper ion binding; protein-lysine 6-oxidase activity
Source: RefSeq, a predicted model, not a curated record